Oreochromis aureus is the source of this 3558-nucleotide messenger RNA. RefSeq names its product ligand of numb-protein X 2a (gene lnx2a). The record is from RefSeq and is a predicted model, not a curated record. Gene Ontology annotation, molecular function: protein binding; metal ion binding; ubiquitin-protein transferase activity. Lineage: Eukaryota; Metazoa; Chordata; Actinopteri; Cichliformes; Cichlidae.
GCAUGUCUACGAGUAUGUGUGUGUGUGUACGUGUGUUUGUUUGUUUGUGUGUGUGUGAUGUGGUGAUGUCACAGCUUUGUUAUAGAAACAGAGAAGCCUUGUGUCCUCAUGAUUAAUUCAUGUCCAGCUGCGGGAUAGAGACAGAAGCAGCCAGUCACACGCACACAGGAGGAGCACGUACUUAAAGGAGGCUGAAAUAAGUAACUACCGGUGGGGUGGCCAAGGAGACAGGAGGGACAGGUUGUCACAAGGAAGGAAAAAAAAAGACCCAGACGAGAUGAAAAAAGCAGAAAAAAACGACUCAAGGGGACUCUCAUCAUCAUCGUCUGCGCUGUCUGACAAGCUUUCAGGCUGUACCGAGGAGGAGGAGAGCAUCCUGCUGAGAGGAGUGCAUCUGUUGUGUGGCUCCUCUGCAUCCUUCUCUGGCUACACUCUGAAUGUCAAGCCCCACUGAGCAGAACGGGAUCCAGGUCGUCAUGGAGACAGGAGCAGACCCUCGCUGGAACAGAGGCAGGGUGAUGUGCCAUCAGCCACUGGGGGGCAUCUGUCCUCUCCGCCACCUGUUCAGCCUCUGAAGCUUAUGGGAUAGGAGUGUGUGCGCCCCUUCCCAACCGCUCUGCAUCCCAGCUGGACUCAGUCGUGCCAAAGCUGAAUUGUGUUGAAGGAGAAGACAUGGGCAGCCCGGGCUCCGAGGUGGGUCUGGCUGGGUCCGUGGAGCCAGCUCUGGAGGCUCUGUGUCCCGAGUGUGGCCAGAUCCACCGCAGCUGGGAAAACCACCUUUACAACUACCGUCUGGAAGUGGACGACGAUCUGGUGUGCCACAUCUGCCUGCAACCGCUGGUGCAGCCUCUCGAUACGCCAUGCGGACACACCUUCUGCGCCCGCUGCCUGCGUAGCUUCCUCCAGGAGAGGGACUUCUGCCCUCUGGACAGGACGCGGCUGCAGCUGCAGGCAUGUCGCAGGUCCAGCAUCCUGGUGCACAAGCUGCUGGACAAGCUGUCUGUGUCCUGCCCUUUGACCCCUGUCUGCUCCCUCAGCAUGCCUCGCUGUGACCUGGAGGCGCACCUUAAACACAGGUGCCCUGGGAUGCGGAGUCAGCAGACAAAUGGGGACGGUCCACGAUGCGAGAGCGGGGAUGAGCGAGCAAUGGUGACCAGCCCUCCCAGAUCACCGCAUACACCACAGACAGACCUGAGAGAUCGCACGCCGUCACCGCCCUCUGGACCCAAUAACAGCUGCGGUAAUGGCCCUGUGUGGACAGAUGAUGCCGGCCUUGACAACCCUGCCUUUGAGGAAAGCACCGAAGAAGACAGUGUAGUAGGGUUGGAGUGUGUGGUCCCCAGGGUGAAGCGGCCCCUCAGUAAUCCCUGUAUCCAUCUCCUGCGCUCCGUUAGCUCCACCUCCUCUGGCUGGGACUGCCCUGAAUCCCCACCUCUGUCUGCUGAGGAGGGCUGUGUGAAGCUCCCCUCCCUUCCUGAAGGAGAGAUAACUGCCAUAGAGGUCCACCGUGCAAACCCAUAUGUAGAGCUGGGAAUCAGCAUUGUUGGUGGAAAUGAGACGCCUCUCAUCAACAUCGUGAUUCAGGAAGUUUACCGAGACGGGGUCAUUGCAAGAGACGGGAGGCUGCUGGCCGGGGAUCAGAUACUCCAGGUGAACAAUGUGGACAUCAGUAACGUGCCACACAGUUUUGCUCGCUCCACCCUGGCCCGCCCCUGCACCACCCUGCAGCUGACUGUACUCCGGGAGCGUCGCUGUGCCUCCCGGGCACCUCCCUCCUCUUCCUCCUCCACCCCAGCAGUGCCCCAUGCCCCCUGCUCCACUCCCGAAGUCACCCCACCCAGCCCAGCCACUCUGAGGAUCACCCUGCAUAAGCGAGACUCCACAGAGCAGCUUGGAAUCAAGCUGGUACGGCGAACGGAUGAGUCAGGGGUGUUUGUGUUAGAUCUCCUGGAGGGAGGCCUGGCUGCCAAGGAUGGCAGACUGCGGAGUAACGACCGCGUGCUGGCAGUCAAUGAACAGGACUUGCGACACGGCACCCCAGAGCAAGCUGCUCAGAUCAUACAGGCCAGUGGAGAACGAGUCCACCUGCUGAUUGGCCGACCCAGCAAACCAACUCCGCCCCCGCCAAAAUCGAGCUCCACUAGAGACCUUUACUGCCUUGAUCACUUCCUGCCUAACCACAGCUCUACCCCGAGUCCUGUGGCCAUACACCUGUCCCGCACCAGCACCCACAGAGACCUGUCCCAGUGUGUGACCUGUAAGGAGAAACACAUCACUGUGAAGAAGGAACCACACGAGUCUCUGGGCAUGACUGUUGCAGGAGGGCGGGGCAGCAAGAGCGGGGAGCUGCCGAUCUUUGUGACGAGCGUCCAACCGCACGGCUGCUUGUCGAGGGAUGGGCGAAUCAAAAGAGGUGAUGUGCUGCUGAGCAUCAACGGGCAGGAUUUGACCUACCUGAGCCACAGUGAGGCCGUGGGCACCUUGAAGGCCAGCGCUGCGUCGCCCUCGGUCCAGCUGCGAGUGCUCGAGGUCAGCAUGGUGGAGGAGCAGGACCAUGAUGAGCUGCUGCCUCACACUCACGACAGUGACUUUGAUGCCAACUGGUCCCCCUCGUGGGUCAUGUGGCUGGGCCUGCCCAGCUACCUGCACAGUAGCCAUGAGAUUGUUCUGCGCAGGAGCCAUCCUGGCAGUUGGGGAUUUAGCAUCGUCGGGGGAUACGAGGAAAGCCAUGGCAACCAGGCGUUCUUUAUCAAGACCAUCGUCCUCGGUACACCCGCGUACUAUGACGGCCGCCUGAAGUGUGGUGACAUGAUAGUGGCAGUCAACGGCCUGUCGACAGCAGGAAUGAGCCACUCGGCCCUGGUGCCCAUGCUGAAAGAGCAGCGCAGCCGGGUGGCGCUUACUGUAGUCUCCUGGCCCGGCAGCCUGGUAUAGCUGGGCCAGAUCGUGAGCAGGCUGCGCACUCCAUAGAGUCCACCCAGAAUGUUCUAUAUUGGGAACGACCUUGGCCAAAGUGAACUGGUACAUGCUACUGUACAUCGCUCCAUAUCGGGCUUAAUCCAGGACCAAACGCAUUCAGAACUACUGAAGACCCAGCAGGACCCAAGCCUGUCCUGACCAGGUGGGAACUGAUCCAGAUCGUGCCACGUCACGCGACAGACUGCACUCUCACACACACUGCUGUGAUCAUAUGGUCAUGUUGUCUUCACUCCCACAGGGAGAAUAGUACUGCAACUGUUAACAGGCGAUCUGUGCUGUAUUCACCUCACCAGGCAGUUGUAGAAUCCAGGGCUAUAUUCAGGUGGAUGCAUCCAUGCAGGUAGAGAUUAAAUAUUUUUGAGGAGUAGUCUGCGAUCUGCUGUGAUCUAGGAUAAUGACAGCUAAUCAGUUUAAUCGAAAUGUUCUGCAAGACCAGUGCUGUAUCCAGCUGAAUGAGCCUCAGGCCUUAUUAGAAACCUGCCGCACCCUGGGGGCUCAACUGCCCUUAGGCCUCAUCACCAUGAUAAACCAGCUGCAAUAGCAGCUGGAGUUUUAUACAUGUGUUUGAAUGUGUGCUGU